AUGUCUCAAAUUAGGCAUUGUAGAAUAUGCAAUAAUACUCAUAAAUUCAAAAUCAAAGGUCUUUUGUCUUACCCUAAACGCUUUGUAGAUAAAACUAUUCAAAAAUACUAUCAAAGAUUAAUGAAAAAAUUUGAAGAACAUUAAAUAUAAUAAGUUCCCUUUUCUGAACAUCACAUUUGCUACAUUUUGGAUAAUGACAUAUGUGAACAUUGUUGGUUAUUCAUGCAUCAGGGAUUCUAUUGUUAGAAGUGCUAAAUUUACAAUCAUAAUACAAAUAAAGAAUCUAAGAUUUGCUCUUUGUGCAAUGUGUAAUAUUGUAUAAAUUGUUCAAAUCAAUUGGAUAUAUUUUCACAAAAUAAACUAUGUGAACUUUGCCAGUCUCAUUAGAAUGAAUAAUUUGGUACACCAAGCUUUCUACUUUCCUUUUUAAUAUCAUUAAUAAUUCCUUGUUUUGCUUGUUCUUUUUUUUUAAAAAGAAUGCUCAAAACAAUAGAAAGAUUUAACUACUCCACUUUACAAAACACAUUAGCAAUUAGUGCUUUUAUUAUGGUAUUCCCAUUCAUUUAUAUACUUUCAAUCCUUGGCUUCUUGAUUUUAUUGAUUUUCAAAAUAUCUAUAUGGAUAUAUGAAUAAAUGCAUGACUCAAAAAUAGUUAAAUUGAUCUCUAAAUUUUUAUGUGUAUAUAAAACUAAAUGA
Paramecium sonneborni is the source of this 696-nucleotide messenger RNA. NCBI's taxonomy places the organism in Eukaryota, Ciliophora, Oligohymenophorea, Peniculida, Parameciidae. The record is from the annotation of a GenBank genome assembly.